AUGUUAAAGUCUUCAUUGAAUUCGAUCAAACACUUUAAUUCAAUGCUAAAUUUCAAGAAUGCAAGCACAAACACGAAUAUAUCUGUCUCAAAAUUGUCAAGGGCACAAUAUGGAUCAAGGUUUUUUAACACUUCAAUUAAAACGGCUGUCUGUUCAACCGUAUCUUCCAUAAAACCUAUACCAGACUUUGAUGAAAAAACUAUAGAAUUAAUACGUACACGAUUAAGAAAUUCUGUUGGUAAAAGUCAUGUAAAAUUUAAAUACGAUACAAGUAAAGCUGUUAAAGAUGCGGCUGUUUUGAUGCCAUUCUGUGUUGUACAAGGCGAACCAAGCGUUUUAUUCACGUUAAGAAGUAAUAAACUAAAAUCACAUAACGGAGAAGUAAGUUUCCCUGGCGGAAAAAAAGAAUCCGAAGAUCCUUCGCUCGUAUUCACAGCUCUUCGCGAGACCACAGAAGAAAUUGGUAUCCGACCCGAGGAUAUCGACAUAUUAGGACAAUCAACACCAUUACCAAAUAAAGAUCGAACCUUGAAAAUUUAUCCUUUUAUUGGGUUGAUUAAAAUUCCUUUUGAAAACGUUAAAAGUGAGAUUAAUUAUAAUGAGGAGGAAGUUCAAAAAGUUUUCACUGUAACAAUUGAGGAAUUAUUGAAUUCGGAAAAGAAACAAUGGAAGAGACUUGGUAAUACCGAUUUUAUGUAUCCGGUAUUUAAGGCUUCUUCUGAGUCAGAACUAGAAAUUUGGGGGUUAACUGCUUUCAUAUUAGAUACAAUACUACGAAAGUUGACUACACCACCGUUGACGACAGAUAUGAAACAUCUAUAA
Cetraspora pellucida is the source of this 822-nucleotide messenger RNA. NCBI's taxonomy places the organism in Eukaryota, Fungi, Glomeromycota, Glomeromycetes, Diversisporales, Gigasporaceae. The record is from the annotation of a GenBank genome assembly.